Ceratina calcarata is the source of this 713-nucleotide messenger RNA. RefSeq names its product ribosomal protein S17 (gene RpS17). Gene Ontology annotation, molecular function: structural constituent of ribosome. Lineage: Eukaryota; Metazoa; Arthropoda; Insecta; Hymenoptera; Apidae. The transcript is spliced from 3 exons. Gene Ontology annotation, cellular component: ribosome. The record is from RefSeq and is a predicted model, not a curated record. Bases 243 to 638 code for a protein of 131 amino acids. Gene Ontology annotation, biological process: translation.
UCCUUUUAAAAGCGGUACUGCAGUCCGUUAAUCAAUUUCGAUUCAACUUUGGUUUGAAUACCGAUAGCUCAUCGAUCACAGUCGUGAUCGUCCAAUGUUCUCCAGGAUCACUCGCAAACUCACAUUCACAAACUCUACGAUACAGGGCGCAUGCGCAAGUGUCUUUCUUCCAUCUCGCUUACGGUACUCUCUAUCUUUGUCUUUUCCCGUCUCUUCCGGAAUACGGAUCAUUGCGGAUCAUCAUGAGUCGCGUUAGAACGAAAACGGUCAAAAAGGCCGCGAAGCUGAUCAUCGAGAAGUACUACACGCGAUUGACGAUGGACUUCCAUACCAACAAAAGAAUAUGCGAAGAAAUUGCCAUCAUCCCUAGUAAAUCUUUGCGAAACAAAAUCGCUGGAUUUGUCACCCACUUAAUGAAGCGGCUAAGACACAGUCAAGUACGUGGAAUAUCUAUUAAGCUUCAAGAGGAGGAGAGGGAACGCAGAGACAACUAUGUCCCCGAAGUUUCUGCCCUAGAGCAUGACAUUAUUGAGGUUGAUCCAGAGACCAAGGAGAUGUUACAAAUGCUUGGAUUCAACAACAUUCCUGGACUUCAGCUGACGCAAUCUCAGCUGCCACCAUACAGCAGGCGUUCUUAAUAUUUAUUUGUUUAAUUAAACGAGACUGUUGGUAUCGUGUUGUUCAAUAAAACCGCGAGCUGACAUUCUGAAAAA